Leucoraja erinaceus (little skate) is the source of this 3302-nucleotide messenger RNA. RefSeq names its product fibroblast growth factor receptor substrate 2a (gene frs2a). The transcript is spliced from 7 exons. Lineage: Eukaryota; Metazoa; Chordata; Chondrichthyes; Rajiformes; Rajidae. Gene Ontology annotation, biological process: cell surface receptor protein tyrosine kinase signaling pathway. The record is from RefSeq and is a predicted model, not a curated record. The coding region runs from base 238 to 1770 and encodes 510 amino acids. Gene Ontology annotation, cellular component: cytoplasm; cell-cell junction.
CGCUGUUCCCGGAGCGUCUCCCCGAGCCCAGCCCGGUCUGUCCCCGCCCGGCCCCGCUCUCCCCACCCGACCGCACGCACGCGCUCUGCUGCCCGCAACAGGGAUGGUGAAACUAUAAAAUGGCUGUUCAAUGAUCACAUAAACAUUUUUAAAAUAUGAAUGAAUUCACGACACUAAGAGAGAGACUGGGAACGUUAAUGGCCAAGUUUGGAGAUCAGCCGGUCUUCUGAGUAAGUCAUGGGUAGCUGUUGUAGCUGUCCAGAUAAAAACACUGUCCCAGAUGACCAUCAAACAAAAUUUAAGGUGAUUAAUGUGGAUGAUGAUGGUAAUGAACUGGGUUCUGGUAUAAUGGAACUUACAGAUACAGAAUUGAUUUUACAUACACGAAAGAGAGAUGCUGUGAAAUGGCCCUACCUCUGCCUGCGUCGAUAUGGCUAUGAUUCGAACCUCUUCUCGUUUGAAAGUGGUCGGAGAUGUCAAACUGGACAAGGAAUUUUUGCAUUCAAAUGUGCACGAGCUGAAGAGAUUUUCAACUUGCUCCAGGAUAUCAUGCAGUGUAACAGUAUAAGUGUAGUGGAAGAGCCAGUUGUCGAAAGAAAUGAACAGCAAAAUGAAUUAGACAUUCCAAGAACUCCACGGACACCUACCACUCCAGGUUUUGUUCAACCAAGCUUGCCAAAUGGAUAUCCCAGGUACCCAUCAUUUGGUGACGGCUCUUCUCAUCCUUCAACACGACAUCCAUCUGUAGGCAGUGCACGUUUGCCCUCUGUGGACGAAGAGUCAACUCACCCUCUAAUAGUAUCAGAGGAACAAGUUCACACAUAUGUUAAUACCUCUGGUGUACAUGAAGAACUGAAAAACAGAUCCACUGUGCAAACGUCAUUGGAACUCCAACCUUUAAAUAAUGAUGCUACCAUUGAUGUUGAAGAUCAUUGCAGUUCAUUAGAAGAGAGAAACCCACAGGUUCAGUUUGAACCCCAAGGGGUAAAAUUUGUUUUGGGACCAACUCCUGUACAAAUGCAGCUAAUGGAAAAGGAAAAGCCUGAAGCUCCUGGAAGUGAGCAGACAAAUGCUGGCAGUGGCAAUAACUGUACUGAUUGGGACACUGGUUAUGACAGUGAUGAACGGAAGGAAGCACCCUCUACUAACAAGCUAGUGUAUGAAAAUAUUAAUGGCCUUUCAAUCCCCACUGUCUCAGGAGGCAGACGGAGUAGACUAAUGUCAAAUAAUAGUUCCGAUGUACAGAAUAUAAACAACUCUGCUCAGAGGAGGACUGCACUCUUGAAUUAUGAAAACUUGCCUUCUUUGCCUCCAGUGUGGGAAGUACGCAAACUAAGUAGAGAUGAAGAAGAUAGUUUGGGACCAAAGACGCCUUCGCAGAAUGGUUAUCACACUAAUCUUGAUCAAAUGCACAACUAUGUUAAUACAGAGAAUGUAACUGUUCAGCCUAGCGUACACAAAGUUGAUUUUGUACGACAACUGGAUUGUUCCCCAAGUGUUUUUAAUUUUGAAAUAAGACGACCAAGUCUGGAACAUAGGCAGCUGAACUACAUCCAGGUUGACCUGGAAGCUGGUAGUGAUUCGGAUAACCCACAGACUCCAAAAACACCCACUACUCCACUUCCACAAACUCCAACGAGGCGAACAGAAUUAUAUACAAUGAUAGACAUAGAAAAGACUGCUGCUAUGUCAAAUUUACAGAAAGCACUGCCAAGAGAUGAUGGAACUGCAAGAAAAACAAGGCAUAAUAGUACUGACCUACCAAUGUGAGCCGAGGAAAUGCUAUUUUGUUUAGUUGCACCUUUGUUAAAUAAAGACACGUGGAUUUGAGUGUUUUCUUCCAGAGAUUAACAGCGGUUAAUAGACUGAAUGAAAUAAGGAAAAAAUUAGGAAUUGUGUUUUGAGCCUAACAUGUUAUGUCAGUUAAAGGGAAUUCAUGUAGAGCAGGAACUCCAUAAAAGCACCCCUUUUGUUUUAUCACUCUGUAGUUUGAACUUAGUUUUUAGAAUGUUACCUUCACCUUGCUGAACAUCCAUUCAACUGGAUUCUCUGUAGGACAGAAUGCAAAUAUCUAAAAUCGUUUAUAUGGCUUUUCUAGCAUUUCUUACAGAACUUUAUGUAUGUGUAUUCUUUGCAGGCAAAUGACACACCUAACUAAAUUUAAUUUCUGCAGUCUCUAGUAAUCAGUGUGUGUGUUUUCAAUUAGCAUUAAUUGAUGCUGGUACGCAACUUGUAUUUGUACUGAGAUUUUGCCAAUCAAAAUCCAAGUAUAAGCAUGCACUUUCACCAGAUAAUCGUGUAACAUUGCUGAAGAUAUAAUGCAGUUUAUCCUUAAUUUCAAAGGAAUUUAUCGUAGGACAAUAAGACUUGACAUUUGUGCCUUGGAGUGAUUUUGUUUAAAUAUUUUGCUAUUGAAGCUGCUGCUUUUACAAGCAGUUUCUUUCAGGUCUUCUUUUUGAAUGAACAGAUUGCAAUCACAUUCUGAAAAUGAAACUGCAGUUUUCUCUAACUGUUUAUUAGUAUACUUUUGAUGUGAUUAGAUAAUGGUCAUGUUAAAUUUACCACAGUGCCAUUUUAAUAAUUGCAAUGUAAAACAAUAGACACUACAAUUAUCAAUUAGUAGACUAUAAAAUACACUAAGUGAUAAAAACAUCUAAUGUUUCUUGCCUAUUUUUGUAUUGUACUAUACUGUAAAAUGUUCUAACAUGCUUUAUAAAAUGAUAAUCUUUCUUUCUACAUAUAGUGAUUGUAUAAAAGUAGUAAAAUAGUUCUAAAAUUAUUUUUACAUAGUAUAAACUCAGAUUGGGCACAUCCAUGCUUAAUUUUGUUGUAAAUUUAUUUGGUAUUUUCAGUUGCAGACAUUCCAUAUGUUUUUCUUCCAUUGCUCCUUGUCAUAACCCAGUGUAGGAUGUACUCUAAACAAAUACUAGUUAUAGAAAUUGCCACAUUUUUUUGUUUGCAUCUCAGGUACUGAUGUAGUUUGUCAAAAUUGCUGGAUUUAAGAAAUGCCCGAAUGAGGUUGUCAAAUGUCAAAAGUGCCAAUAUAAUACAUUUUUUGUAGCAUGAGAAUGAUUUUUACAAACAUUUAUAAUUGAUGCUACGGUUACCCGGUUUACAAGAGUCCUCUAGUUUUUGAAGUAAAACCAAAUUUAUAAACAAAUCGUUGUUCACGUAUUAGGCGGCUGCCAGGAGAUUCAAAGUGUUUAACGGCUGUUGAAGUUCCCUGUGGAAUAAGCUGCGUCUCAAGAGAUGAGCAAUGUACUUAGUAUUGUAUGAUUAAUAAACUUUUUUUUGCUGAAUAA